AUGACUACCCUCAAAUCAGGUGACGCCUUUCCUAGCGACAUUGUCUUUACGUACAUUCCCUGGAGCGAGGAAAGCGAUAGCAUCACUUCCUGUGGCAUCCCAAUCAACUACAACGCAUCUAAGGAGUGGGCGAACAAGAAAGUUGUGUUGUUUUCGGUUCCUGGUGCUUUUACUCCUACCUGCUCCGUUAACCACGUGCCUGGAUAUAUCCAGAACCUGCCAAAACUGCGCGAGAAGGGCGUGGACAUUGUCGCAGUUGUUGCUUUCAAUGACCCCUUCGUGAUGAGUGCCUGGGGCAAGGCAAACCGUGUUCAACGGGAUGACAUACUGUUUCUCUCUGACCCCGACGCCAAGUUUUCAAAGAGCAUUGGCUGGGCUGAUGAGGCAUCCGGUCGUACAGGCCGAUAUGCCAUCGUCAUCGAUCAUGGUACGGUCCGAUAUGCCAAGAUUGAAACCGAAAGAGGUGCGGUCAGGUUAUCCGGUGCCGAUGCGGUCCUUGCGUCUCUUUAG
Messenger RNA from Penicillium soppii, 510 nucleotides. RefSeq names its product peroxiredoxin family protein. Gene Ontology annotation, biological process: cellular response to oxidative stress; cell redox homeostasis; hydrogen peroxide catabolic process. Bases 1 to 510 code for a protein of 169 amino acids. The record is from RefSeq and is a predicted model, not a curated record. Lineage: Eukaryota; Fungi; Ascomycota; Eurotiomycetes; Eurotiales; Aspergillaceae. Gene Ontology annotation, cellular component: cytoplasm; mitochondrion; peroxisome. The transcript has 5 exons. Gene Ontology annotation, molecular function: thioredoxin peroxidase activity.